Molecule: messenger RNA, 3126 nt
Organism: Sphaeramia orbicularis (orbiculate cardinalfish)
Lineage: Eukaryota; Metazoa; Chordata; Actinopteri; Kurtiformes; Apogonidae
Product: transmembrane protein 179
Exons: 4
Coding region: 383-1111 (242 amino acids)
Source: RefSeq, a predicted model, not a curated record
ACUAUAACCAGUUAUAACCAGGUAGACUUUAAUGCCAUCAAUGCUGUUUAUACCAAGCUUUUAUGUAGUUUCCACAAACACUGUUUAUCCAACCUCUUGAACAGCCGUGUUUUAAAGAUUGUUAGUGUAAACCUUGUCUUGGUUCUUGGAAAUAUGUCAAAGUGAGACCUCUCUGCCUGUUCAUGCUGUGUUCGGCCCGAGCUGGGCGUUGUGUAACGGCUGAGCGGUGAGAUGAGUCGGUCUCCGCCCUUCGGUCUUUAAAUACCAUCAAAACGACACCCGUUUACAAUUGAAGAAAACUGAGAUGUGUUAACGUCUUUUUUUAUAUUUCUGCUGUUUAGUUAGUACUUUAAGAGCUCGGUGUUUGUUUGGGGCUGCGGACAUGGAGCUGGACCGGCGGCUGUUGCUGGCCCACUGUGCCGUUCACGCCCUGUCCAUCGUGGCGGGUUUACUGGUGGUCGUACCGAUGGCUCUCAACGGAUCUGCCUUCAAAGGCCGCUGUGCACUCUUCUCCAGCGGCUACUGGAGGAGCGAGGACCGGGACGAGCUGCCGACACAGCCCGGAACCGUCCCACAUCUGGUGGUGCAGCAGUGGGGCCCACCGGCAGCCUGCCAGUGCGUCACGUUUGUGGGUAUUUUCACGGUGCUGUACGGCGCCGCGCAGGGAUGGAGGUGUCUGUUCUAUCUGCACGGACGGCAUGACGACACCCUGUUUUCAUCCUUCCUGACGGUACUGCUCAGUGUGUGUGUCCUCUUCCUGUCUGGAGGGGCCAGUGUCAUUCUGUCACUGGGUCUGGUCUCCUGGUGUGACACAGUGACUAACGACAACACACAGUCCUUCAGCUGUGCAGAGUCCCAGUCUGUCCCUCUUUACCUGGAUGUUGACACCUCUUCCUUCUACACUGAGCUCAGCCUGGCACAGGUGUCUUUGUGGGCUGUGACGGCUCUGUGGCUCACCCAGUCCAUCCUGGCUGUCUUGCGGCUCUACCACUCCCACAGUCAGCACAUCAGUGGCCCAUGUCUGCCCAGAGAGAAGGAGCUGCUGCUGGGACACAGUCCAUCUGACGGAUCCCCAUCUCCUCUUCCAGUAACACCCACCAUCUUAGUCUGACAUGGAUGAGGCAGAAAGAAGUUCAGACUUUCAUAUUCGUUGUAUGAUCUUAUUUGGUACCAUUCAUAAAUUCACUUUAUAUAAUAUACAGACUGCACAGGGGCAAUAUCAUUUACAUCACAUAAAAACAUCCCAGUUGUCCGUGCCUAAACCAAACAUCUCACAGUGCCACUACAGCUCAGCCCAUUUUCAGCUUCUCAUAUAUUAUUAAAGAGGGCUGUGUGUCAGGAUGAUACAAUGUGCAUCACAAUACAGGAAUUACAAGUAAAUAUAUUUAUUUCUUUAUAUAUAAGCAAAGCACCCACCAUGAUUUUUAAAAUCAUUGUAGAGAAUAAUAUACCUUAUUCAGAAGAGCAGAGUUAAAACUGAGUUCACUAUCACUUUCUUCUUGUCUCAGUUACCUUGUGGUGUCAGACAGCUGAACAUUAGAUUCUAGCACCGCAGUCUAGGAGUCAGGGGUUUGCAUGACACAAAAUAAACCAAAAAACUAUUAAAUAAAACUCCAUACAAAGUUUUUUUAAGUAUCACUUCAGAUCACAAAAUAUUAUUAGUAUUGUCAUGAUACUCAAAUGUAUGUAACUCUAUUAUUAAAUUCAAGACCUGGGUAACUAAAUUACACUUUUUAUAAUUUUGUUUCCUAACUGUUUCCUAACUUGUAUUUCCAUCUGCCCAUCUGAAAGAAAAAUUCUUCAAUUUUUAGUCGUUCCAAAGAACUUUUUUGUGUAGCCAUACCUAUUUUGCAUUGCAGUAGGGUCAUAUGAAUCGUUGCAAUGCAUAGUUGUUGAUAGAAAAUAAUUUUUAAUAAAACAUUUGAAUUUUAAUUCACAAUGGAGAAAUUGAUUGAAAAAGCACACUUUAUUUCUGUCUUUCAUCUUUCUGUGGAUUAGGAAAAAACAGUAAAUAAUGUGCUAUAAAUGUUUUUUUAUUUUGCAGUGUACUGACAGUCUACAGUGCAGUGUUCUCAAAAUGCUAUGAAUGCUAAAGUAUUCGUAAAUACCAACAGAUAAACCUUAGGUUUUGACAUUUGCUUUCUUAGAAGACAGAUUCAUUGCCGUUGAUUUAAAUAUAAGUCCAAAGAGCCUGAUGGAACUGCAGUGUCCAGCAUCUGAACCCAGCUCUCCUUUAUUAAUUGUAAUAAUACAUGACAAGAAUAAACAAUGCCAACAAGAACUCUUCAUGAGACUUGUUAGAGCCGAUGUAUUCAGUCAUCUGAUAACGAUAAUUAUGCUACAGUUAUUUAAAAGUUUCUGUAUACCAUUUCAUCAGACUGUGAAUUAAUUUAUGGAAUAAUAUGUUAGUUUGUGUCACUGAUGACGCUGCAGCAGAUGGUGUUUUUCUUUUGGUCUGUUUCUAUAUACUUAAUAUGCAUGAUUGUUUCUGUCGGAGUCUGACAUUGUGCACAGUGGUGCACUCAUCAGGGAGAAAACUUUUUGUAUAUUUGUUGUUGACUGGUCUGAGAGUAAAUUCAGAUGUAGCACUGAAGCGCUUUUAUUGUGAAACAUGUGGUGAGAGUGUGACUGAGCCACCAUGUACGUGAAACAGGCUCACUGUGUGAGCAUGACCCGAAUGUUCUGUUGUGUAACGGAAAACUCACUGCGCCCUCUCUCUCCUAUUGUGAUGAUUUCUUAUUAUGAUGCUGUUUGUGUGGAAACAACCGAUGUGAGGGCGUCUGAUGAAGCAGACAAAGGCUCUGUACUGAUCUGGUUAUUUAGUGGUUCUGGUCAACAGAGUCUGAAGAUUGAUGACUUUGCUGAGUUUCUAAAACAUAUGAUGCAGAGUUUCCUCUUCACUUCUUUCCUCUUGACUCAUUCGUUGUAAUGAUACACAGAUAUUGGAGAAAGAAAUCUGAUUAAAGAGAGACAAGAUAGUACUGACACUUGAAACAAACUAAUUUAUUAAAUGUUUUUGUACUUGAACUGAGGAUGGUGUUCCUUUUUACCUAUUAUACCUGUUUGUGGUCAUUCAUAUUCCUGUUUUUUGCAUUUGUCAUGGUUGUUGAAUAAAAACCCUCUCAU